CCACGUUUGGUUUCUGUUUCACAAAAAUGAAAGUCGAGAUAUCCCGUCAUUAUAAAAGGAUCGGCCCUUCGUUCAGUUUUAUUCCUUAACAGCUUCACGGGAUCCCUGCCUAUUUUCGAUAUGCAGUCCAACAAGACGUCUGGGGGUAAAACGAUGGUCUUCUUUGACCUGGAGGCCACGGGAUUAGAAACCUGGCGGUGUGAGAUCAUCCAGCUGGCAGCCAUCAGCGGCGAGCGCACCUUCAACGUGUACAUGAUGCCCGAGAUCGCCAUCGACAGAGGGGCAGCGGAGGUCACGGGCUUCAGCGUCCGAGAUGGCGAACUCCUCCUGCAGGGUACAGCCGUGCCGACCGUCACCUUGACCGAGGCCCUGACCUCCUUCCUUGACUUCCUGCAGUCCUUAGAGCAGCCCGUGCUGCUGACCGCACACGGCGCCAGACGCUUUGACAAACCUGUACUGGACAGAGCGCUACUCAAGUGUUCCCUCACCAGGCAGUUCCAGCAGCUGGGCUCCAGAUACUUGGACACCUUCCUACUCAGUAAGGCGCUCUAUCCAAGGAUACGUAGCUAUUCACAGGUGAACCUGGUGCGGCACUUCCUGGGGAAAACCUACAAUGCCCAUAAUGCAUUGGAGGAUGUUAGGGCUCUGCAGGAGCUGUACAGUUGUUGGGAUCCCAGUGAAAAGACUUUGAAUCGGUGUACAUCAUAGCAGCUAAGAAAUGUCAUCGACUUACAUUUACAUUUAGGGCAUUUAGCAGACGCUUUUAUCCAAAACGAAUUACAUUAUGUACAUUUGUCAUAAGAAAGUGAAACAAUAUAUCGCCGUCGGUAAAAUAAGGAGUUACCGAAGGAGUAUUUACCGACUUACUGAAAACUGCAAGUUUAAUGCACCAAUCAUCGAUCGACUCGUUUUAUUUGAUUGCAGUUUGAUUUUCGUUCUGCUUAUAUUGCUUUUGUGUUUUAAAAUGAUAUAACUUGUGUUCCCAUUGGUAUUUUGGUGUGAUAAACUCUAUCUCAAAACCAAUUUAAUCUUUCUUUAUUCUAUCAUUCAAAGUCAAUGGAUUGACGUAUGUCAUUGUUAUCAUGGGAUAUUCUCUACCUGUAAAUGCCACACUUGUUGUGGACGAUAUGGGUAAGGUCCUGAGGAACAUAAAAAAUGCUGCCUGGUCACUAUGAUUGUUUUGUGCAAAACCAACAAGAAAAUUAAAAAUUUCCGAACCUA
Molecule: messenger RNA, 1221 nt
Organism: Gadus morhua (Atlantic cod)
Lineage: Eukaryota; Metazoa; Chordata; Actinopteri; Gadiformes; Gadidae
Product: three-prime repair exonuclease 1-like
Exons: 3
Coding region: 121-708 (195 amino acids)
Biological process (GO): DNA catabolic process
Cellular component (GO): cytoplasm
Molecular function (GO): nucleic acid binding; 3'-5'-DNA exonuclease activity
Source: RefSeq, a predicted model, not a curated record